CCACCCACGAACACCAGCAGCCACAACCAUUCGCCAUCAGCUCCCGAAGCCACUACUAGUAGCACACUAGCUUAGCUGCACACAACUCUGCCCUUCUCUUCUCUUCCUCAGACAGCCCAGCCCAGUGUGCGUAGUUUAAGCAGGAAGCCGAGAUCAAAAUGACGAGACGCUGCUCGCCGCCGCUCGCUGCUCUUGUCCUGCUUCUCCUCCUCUGCUUCUCCUACGGCGUGGCGGCCGCUCGGCCCCUCCCCGCCAACACUGCUCCUCACCAAGGCAUCGGCGUGGUGAGAGUCAAGGCGGAAGAUGCUGCAGCAACGGACGGCCUAGUGGUGCUCAAGGAGGAAGGUGGCAAGGCCGGUAAUGGCGGCGAGGCGGUGUCACCGUCUGAGGCGACGGUGGACGAUGCGACGGCAGAGGAGGAGGCGUGCGAGGAGGGGAAGGAGGGGGAGGAGUGCAUGCAGAGGAGGCUGCUCCACGACGCGCACCUGGACUACAUCUACACGCAGCACAAGGGCAGGCCAUGAGCGUGGCAUGGGCUAGCUCUUCCGUCGAGGUCGAGUAGACGAUGCUGGGCAUUAAGUUGACACAAGGAAUCAUCUGACGACGAUCAUGGUGAUUUUAAUCAUAUCUUAUCGAUCUACCUGCUGCUGUUUUGGCUACACCCACCGUGCCGUGGCCCGUCCAUCUAUGCGUAUGUGGGUGUGCCACAUCGUCGUUUGUACAUCGAUCCAUCCAUCCCUCGCUCGCUAAUAGUCUAAUACUACUAGUAUACUACUGUAGUGCUGUACUCCUUCUUCAAGUAUGUUUGUUUUCCUUGUUGCUGGCUUGCCACAUACAGUAGCUCCUAGUGCUGUUGGGACUUCCAUGUGGUGGUAAGCUGACGGUGAUCUAGCUCUUGCUUGCUAGCAGCAGCAUGCAACGCAAAGCUGUUUUAGUUCCUGAUGACUAGUUUAGGAUUGGUUAGUAGACUACUACUUAGUACUUUAUUAGUGUUGAUGAUUGAUUGGCAUGGCAUGGCAUGGCAUGAUGUGAAGCUGUGGACGAGUGAACAAGCGCGUAUCCGUACUUCUGUUGUUUA
Molecule: messenger RNA, 1078 nt
Organism: Triticum dicoccoides
Lineage: Eukaryota; Viridiplantae; Streptophyta; Magnoliopsida; Poales; Poaceae
Product: phytosulfokines 2-like
Exons: 2
Coding region: 159-524 (121 amino acids)
Biological process (GO): cell population proliferation
Cellular component (GO): extracellular region
Molecular function (GO): growth factor activity
Source: RefSeq, a predicted model, not a curated record